This is a messenger RNA of Phlebotomus papatasi, 2082 nucleotides long. RefSeq names its product E3 ubiquitin-protein ligase Kcmf1 (gene Kcmf1). The transcript has 5 exons. NCBI's taxonomy places the organism in Eukaryota, Metazoa, Arthropoda, Insecta, Diptera, Psychodidae. Gene Ontology annotation, cellular component: plasma membrane. The record is from RefSeq and is a predicted model, not a curated record. Bases 227 to 1630 code for a protein of 467 amino acids. Gene Ontology annotation, molecular function: zinc ion binding. Gene Ontology annotation, biological process: synaptic signaling.
CAUUUUGGUGUUGUCUGAUGAAUAAGUUGGCUAUAGAAAAAUUUUCUCGCGAAAUUGCGAGUUGUGUGUGAAAAAUAAAAUAAAUUUUCAAGCAGUGAAGAGUGUAUAUUGGUGAUAAAAUUGUACAUAAACGUACAAAAGAGUGUGUCCACUUGAUGUUUUCCAUUGGAUUAUACUGUGUAUUGCACCCAGAGUACAUCGAAAUUUGUGAAAAAUCAGUGAAAUAAUGAGUCGCCAUGAAGGUGUCAGUUGUGACUCGUGCCUGAAAAGCAAUUUCCGUGGUCGUCGCUACAAAUGUCUCAUCUGCUACGACUACGAUCUAUGCGCCAAUUGCUAUGAAGAGAAUGCCACUAGCACUCGACACUCAGCUGAUCAUCCCAUGCAGUGCAUCCUCACACGGACAGACUUUGAGUUAUAUUAUGGGGGUGAGGUGCUCAGUCCAGAGCAGCCUCAGAGUUUCACAUGUCCGUACUGCAAGCGCAUGGGAUUGAGUGAUGUUGCGCUGGUGGAGCAUGUGGGUGCUGAACAUACAGAUACGGGAUUGGAAAUUGUGUGUCCAGUGUGUGCAGCGAUUCCCGGUGGAGAGCCAAAUCUCGUCACUGACGACUUUGCUGGACAUCUAACACUUGAGCACCGUACCGGCCAUCGCGAUCUCAUCGCAUUUCUCGAUGAACCGUCUGCCAUUCGUCACGGUGGCGUCAGGCGAAUUCCGCAUUCGGGGCGGGCUAUCAAUGGGCCCCGUUCUCGACGCGCCAACAUGCACUUCAAUUCAUCUGGUGGUCUGUCAGCCAUGUCACCAUCCGGACGUGAGUCUGUGGAUCCCAUUGCUGAACUUCUGUCGCAACUGUCGGGAGUCCGACGGGCACCUCAGACAUCACAGCUUCAUCAGCUGCAGAUGCAGAUUCAGCUCGAGAGGCAACAAGUCUCCGCGGCUCGUGCUCACUUGGAGCGUCUUCCGCGGCGUCAAGCACAUCCAGUGAUCUCUUCUUCAAGCGCCACGAGUUCUAAUGGAUUGACGUCUUCAGGAGCGGGGGCUUCCUCGUCGUCACAGCAGCAGCAAUCGCAGGCGGGUAUUUCUGUGGCCACACUUAAUGGUCGCGAUGCACCGCUGGCCACGGCAUCACAACUUCAGAUGACAGCUUCUGCGGCUGGUUCGGCUGCAGUUCAAGUGGCGGGACAAUCCCAGUUUCUUCUGGCACGCUUCAUGACGCCCACACUCGAGGAGGCUGAACAGGCUGUCCUGGAGCGCGAUAGGGCUGACAGAUCCCAGUUUGUUCAGGCACUGAUGCUGUCCACACUGGCCAAUCUGGAAGCGUUUAAGGUGGCCGAGAGGACAGAAGAGCCGAUGGUGAGCGUGACAGAGCCGCCAGAGGAUACGACACUCAGGUCAACCACAACAACAACAACACAGGAGGAUGAGAGGAAGUGCGAAGUGCGUGAGGAGAGUGUGACGGAGCAGCCACAGAAUCGUGGUGUGCUGUCGACGAAACCAAAAACAGCUAAAAGUGUGCCACAAAGUCUGAGUGCGGCGCAACGGGGCCGGCAAGCCAUUCCCGGUAAGUCGCGCGAGAUCAAGACGAGUACGUCAACCGUGUCAUCAAAGGAAGUCACCCCAGAUUCUACUAGGUAGUGGUGUAUGGGCAGAAAUUGUAGGCACUGCAACUAUUCAAAUUGCUGCGCAGAACACCACAAGAAUUACGCAAAACUAUCAACUAUCAAAUAAAUUUACCUAACAAUUACGAUUAAUUGAAGUAUAAUUGAUAAAAAAAAAUGGAAAUAUGAAAGGAGAGAAAGAAAAAAAAAAACAAUGAGACGAUAUGGAGGAUAUAUUCGAGAUUAGAAUUCUUACUAGGACAUCUGUCGAUAUAAAGAAAAAAAAACAAAAAUCUGUAAAUGAUAUAUUUGUCGCCCUGCAAGGUAAAAUCCAUCCGUUCACCGAGUUUUUUUUUUAAUUUCUAUUUUAAUCGAAAUCACAUUUUUUACUAUCUUUUUUUUUAUUAGUGAGAUACACAAAAUUUUUCAUUAAAUACUUUAUGUAUAUCUUUGAAACAUUAUAGAAAAAUGCUACUUUUCCUUGGGAAA